Molecule: messenger RNA, 3372 nt
Organism: Schistosoma rodhaini
Lineage: Eukaryota; Metazoa; Platyhelminthes; Trematoda; Strigeidida; Schistosomatidae
Source: the annotation of a GenBank genome assembly
UGAAACUGUAACUUUGAAAUGUGUUUGGAUGAAUGCGGACUAUAUCUGUACAUCCGGCGCCGUUCUGCUAUUGAAAAAAUCUGGUCUACAAGAUUAUUUCUCAGGCUCCAAGAACUUUUUAUCAUUACUGAUGUCUGCAUUGGCAUUGAAAGGCAGUGACAAUACUGCAAACGAUGACUGGAAGUCAACUCUUAAGCUUCCGGAGAAGGACAUGCGUAUUAAGACGGCUGAUGUAACUGCUUUGAAGGGAAGCAGCUUUGAAGACUUUUGUUUGAAGAGAGAUAUCUUGAAGGGAAUAUACGAAAAAGGUUGGGAGUCCCCGUCCCCUAUUCAAGAAUCCAGCAUACCAAUAGCGCUGACGCACAGAGAUAUAAUGGCAAGAGCCAAGAAUGGCACUGGCAAAACUGGAGCUUAUUCAGUCCCUGUCCUUGAAUCAAUCGAUACUACAAUCAACAAAAUUCAGGCUAUUAUUUUGGUACCCACUCGAGAACUUGCACUUCAAACUAGCCAGAUCUGUAUAGAACUUGCCAAACAUACGGCUAUUAAAAUCAUGCUGGUAAUUGGUGGAACACUGCUUAAAGACGAUUUGAUAAGGCUAAGUCAAACCGUUCAUGUUUUAAUCGGCACUCCUGGUCGUUUAGUAGACUUACUAAGCAGGGGACUCAUUGACAUAUCCAAGUGUAAAAUUGUUGUUCUUGAUGAAGCAGACAAACUGCUGUCUGAGGAGCUCAUAAGUGGAGUCGAAGAGAUUCUCAAUGGUGUGGAUAAAAGUCGCCAAGUUCUUGUUUACUCAGCAACGUACCCAGUUACAGUUCAGUCAUUUAUGAAUCAGCAUUUGCGCAAUCCCUACCAAAUAAAUUUAAUGGAGACAUUAACGUUGAAAGGAAUUACUGAAUAUUAUGCAUAUGUACAGGAAAAACAUAAGGUACACUGCUUGAAUACAUUGUUUUCCAAACUACAGAUCAGCCAGUCCAUAAUUUUCUGUAGUUCAGCACAACGAGUCGAACUUCUUGCCAAAAAAAUCACCCAGUUGGGAUAUUCCUGUUAUUAUAUACAUGCACGGAUGUCUCAGCAGGACCGCAACAGAGUCUUUCAUGAUUUUCGGAAUGGUUGCUGCCGCAACCUUGUUUGUACAGACCUUUUGACUCGUGGAAUUGACAUUCCGACUGUGAAUGUUGUUAUAAAUUUUGACUUCCCAAAAUAUUCUGAAACGUAUUUGCAUCGUAUUGGUAGAUCUGGUCGUUUUGGUCAUUUGGGCAUUGCCAUAAACUUGGUUACGUAUGCCGAUAGAUAUUCAUUAAAAACAGUGGAAACAGAACUGGUUACUGAAAUCAAACCAAUUCCUAAAGAAAUCGACAAGCGGUUAUAUGUUGCGGAGUACCAAAAUGAAAAUAAUUUGGAUCCAAUGACAAGAGAGGCGCUGUUUAAUGGUCGUGGGUUGCCUUCAGGCAACAAGGAUGAGGUUGUAAACAAUCAUUAAUACAUAUGACUUCCCGGUGACUUCUGGGCAUUUACCUAAGAUGCUCGCCACUUUAGAAUCCCUAAUUUUUUGAGUUUAGGUUAUCCCUAUUAUUUUCUUCGCAGCUUCAAUGAAUCCAUUCCCACUCGUGAUAUGCUGUAUAGUUUAAUUUUUCCCAUCUGUCCUUUUCAGUUGGGAUUUGUUUUUUCAAAUGUUUAUUUUUUGUUAUUAUAAUUAACCCUAACCAGAACUCCCCGUUCCCCUGUAUUAUAUCCCAAAUGUACAGUUAGCUUAUAUGUUCAUGAUAUUAAUGAAUGUUUGCCAUCCGUGUCGCUUUGAAAGUCCCCUGUGGCUUUGUAGCAUCCAAAUGAUGGCUUUGAGGAGUGUUUUGGAUCUACUCGCCACCCACCCCAUAUUCUGUAUGUGGUCAGUGUUGCCCUCAUUCGCUUGCUCUUGGCUGUUGUUAUUACCCAGGAAGCUGACCAAUGGUGUUUUGUUUGAGUUUCAAAUAAUUAAUUAAAUAAAGGUUCUUGGUAGAAUAAAAGUUGCUUUUAUGUGUUCAAGGUUGGCUGGGUAAAUUUGCUUGGAAGUUCAAUCUUUACAUUCCUACUUAAUUUGUUCAGUGCCCUUAUCCACGGGUGUUGAGUACUGCCAUCGUCCGUGAAGGUGCGUCAGCAUUAGGCUCGUAUUCUGUCCUCAGAAAAAUAAACGUUUUUGCAAUAUCCAACAGUGCAUAGUAUUGUUAGUCUUUCAGAAGUAUGACUGUUAUUCUAUUAGUAUUUGUCGUAUUAUAGACGCCAUCAGGCCCUCGCAUUUUCAAAACACUUACGAGCGACCAUGGCUGUCCUUACUAGAUCGAUCGUCAGAAGCGAUGCGGGUAAAUUCAUGCUCCGUCAUUUUUGAAAGAAAGUUGGUCCUAAUGAUGACACGUUGCGAAUUCUCCGGUGGCACACACCAGAGCGUUGACAAAAAGUGGACGGGUACAUUUAGUCUUGUCGUUUCACGAAGUAUUACUGUACUAUUAAGUCCAACUAGCAGAAAAGUCGUCAUUGGGUGGUUCGUGAUAAGGUCUGUGUUUAUUAUAACGGAGGAUUGGUGGUCGAGAUUAUUUCACCUAACCUAUGAUGAUGCAGAAAGUGUUUAUAGGUCAACUAACUAGGACCUAAGCAUGCGACAAACAAGGACCAGCCUAUAUCAGGAUUAAGCUACGAUUUGGAUUCUCCCCACAAGUUUGUUUUUGACGUUAUAGAAAUAACACUAUCCUCGACUGAAUUUCAGGAAUUGAUCUUCUACCAGGAGGUCCACUAAGCAACUUAGAAUAUGCAGAUGACAUAGUCCUGUUUGGUGAAGACGCUGACAAAAUGCAGAGUCUUCUGUUAGAACUGAGUAAUGCCGGGUUGUUUGGGACGCGUUUCUCCCCAUCUAAAUGUAGAUUGUUAAUCCAGGACUGGCCUGCGUCAACCCCUGAACUAAGAAUAGGGAGUGAAGUAGUCGACAACUUAUCUUGGAAGUCUGAUUAGCCCUAAUGGGUUGGUGUCUGACGAAAUCUCUUAACGGAUUCAAAAAGCUUAUUUGGCUUUUGCCAACUUACGUCACCUAUGGCGAAGACGAGAUAUCCGUCUAUCAAGUAACAGACGAGUUCGUUCUGUUCUACUCUAUGGCUGCGACACAUGGCCAUUAAGAGUAGAAGAUACUCGUAGGUUACUAGUAUUUGACCACAGAUGUUUUGGGAAUAUUGCUCGCAUCAUCUGUGAUCACCGUGUAAGAAAUAGUAGGGUUAGACGCGAUGUAUUAGGGAAUGAUGGUAUAUCGGUUGGUGAGGUCAGACACGUUUAUUUAAACACAUACAUAUUGGUACAAGGGGCACCAAAUACAUAUGCGCCACACAAAAUAAGGAGAAAGAGGGAAGAUGC